CAUAACAUGCAUGGCUGUGUUUCAUUAUAAAGUAUCCAGCUGGAGAUUAAAGCCAUUCAUGUUCUCCCCACGUACAAAAUGUCAUUCUGAAUUAUUAUCAUCAUAUUUACACUCCUUUUCCCCCUCUGAUAUGGUAUCAUUGUCUUGAAUUGCAUAUGUACUUGAAAACAUGGUCGGUAGCUAUCAUAGGAAAUAUCAUAUCUUCUACUUACCAUCCGUGCAACAGCCAAGAUUGCUUAACAUCAACCUGCUGGCAUGUAAUACAGACACACACCCUUGACAUUCUACAGUGACUGUGAAUUACAUUGAGCAUGUUGUGCUAUCUGUCCAUGAUGAUGAAAAGAGAUGGAUUACCAUUUUCAUUUCAUUUUCCGGGAUUUUGGAGAUGCUUUCUUUUUCUGCUGGUCUCUCUCUCUCGUUCUUUCUCAUUCUCACUUUCCCUCUCUCGCUCGUUCUCUCUCUUUGUCUCUUUCUCGUUGUCUCUCUCACUCUCUCAUUCUCUUGCUAGUUCUCUCUCUCGUUCUGUCUCAUUCUCUCUCAUUCUGUUCUCAUUCUCUCUCAUUCUGUUCUCAUUCUCUCUCGUUCUGCUCUCAUUCUGUUCUCAUUCUCUCUCGUUCUGUUCUCAUUCUCUCUCGUUCUGUUCUCAUUCUCUCUCGUUCUGUUCUCAUUCUCUCUCAUUCUGUUCUCAUUCUCUCUCUUUCUCUCUCGUUCUGUCCUCAUUCUCUCUCGUUCUGUUCUCAUUCUCUCUCGUUCUGUUCUCAUUCUCUCUCGUUCUGUUCUCAUUCUCUCUCAUUCUGUUCUCAUUCUCUCUCGUUCUGUUCUCAUUCUGUUCUCAUUCUCUCUCGUUCUGUUCUCAUUAUUUCUCGUUCUCUCUCGUUCUCUCUCAUUCUCUCUCUCGUUCUCGCUUUCGUUCUCGCUUUCGUUGCCGUUCUCUCUCGUUCUCUCUGGCUCUCUCGUUCUCUCUCUGGUUCUCUCUCUUAUUCUCUCUCAGUGCAUGCUGGGAGUGUUUUGUAGUUGAGAGGCCGUGUGGAUUGUUCUUUAAAAAAAAUAUAUAUAUGGUGGUGAGUUAACGCACUGUUAGUUUAGCGGUACCCACUGGUUUUGUUCAAAGUUAGGGAGGAAGAGGACAGAGUUUUAGUUUCCUGGGGUUUGAACGGUGUGGUGUGCGCGAUGGCGUCGUAGCUUAGCGCAGAGGAGACGCUAUCAUUACGGUAUGAUUCAGGUGUGUUCCUGAGAAUGGAGUUAAAGUGUAGGAGGUUCUGCUUGAAUUUAUACAUUCUGCAUUCAGAAUGAACAAAACUGUGGUUGUGUUCAUGAAAAUAGUACAUUUAGUGGGUAGGCUAAUUACUAGUGGAAUAUUUGUAAGGGAUGUGUUGGUGGCAAUUUCUCGUCUUCCGACUCCUUCGACAACGGCUGUAGUUGCCAAUCUGCCUCCAUUUAUUACGGAUGAUCAAAUCCGUACAGAGCUGAGUAUUUUGUGAACAAACAUAAACCGUGGAUUGAGACUUCAUACCAUGGGGUAAUCACAGAGAACAUGGACAUCGUUCAACUGGACCCUCCGCUGGUGGCCCUUGAUAAAGACGCCCCCGUCCCCUACGCAGGGGAGAUCUGUGCAUUUAAGAUCCAUGGUCUGGAGGCUCCGUUCGAGGCGGUGGUGCUGAACGGGACGUCUGGUGAGGGCCAGCUGAGGGCCAGGGGCCUGGUGGACUGUGAGCUUCAGAAGGAGUAUACCUUUAUCAUUCAGGCCCAUGACUGUGGAGCAGGACCCGGGGGCACCGGGGGGAAGAAGUCACACAAGGCAGUGGUACACAUCCAGGUGAAUGAUGUGAAUGAGUUCUCUCCAGUGUUCCGGGAGGCCCAGUACCACGCGGCGGUGACAGAGGGGAAGAUCUAUGACAACAUACUGCAGGUGGAGGCUACAGACCAGGACUGUUCUCCACAGUACAGCCAGAUCUGUAACUACCAGAUCACCACCACCAACACACCCUUCGCCAUCGACCGCAAUGGUAACAUCAGGAACACAGAGAAGCUGAGCUUUGAUAAGCAGCAACAGUAUGAGGUCCUGGUCACAGCCUUCGACUGCGGACAGAAGAGAUCCACAGAGAGCGUGGUGGUACACAUCUACGUUAAACCUGUCUGCAAACCUGGCUGGCAAGACUGGGACAAAAGAGUGGACUAUGAGCCAGGCACAGGCAGCAAGCAGCUGUUUCCCAAGAUUAAUCUGGAGACGUGUGGAGGGCUUCUCUCCUCAGUGAGGACCACGGUAGAGCUACAGACCAGCCAUAUUGGGAAGGGCUGCGACCGGGAGACAUACUCUGAGAAGUCCCUGCAGAAACUCUGUGGGGCCUCGUCGGGCAGCACAGACCUUCUCCCCGCCCCCAGCGCCUCCACCAAUUGGACGGCGUCCCUGGUGACGGACAGUGAGCGAGACAGCGACCUCAUCUUCCGGUUUGACGGGCGGCAAGCGGCGAAGAUUCCGGACCAGGUGGUACCACAGAACCUGACUGAUCAGUUCACCGUCGCCACGUGGAUGAAGCAUGGACCCAAUCCUGGACUGAGAGCGGAGAAAGAGACCCUGCUCUGCAACUCUGAUAAAACAGAGAUGAACAGACACCACUACUCCCUUUACGUCCAUAACUGUCGUCUGGUCUUCCUGCUCCGGAGAGACUUCAUCCAGGUGGACACCUUCAGACCUGCAGAGUUCCACUGGAAACUGGAUCAGAUCUGUGAUAAGGAGUGGCACUAUUACGUCAUUAACGUGGAGUUUCCUGUGGUGACACUCUACGUGGACGGAGUGACCUACGACCCUUACCUGGUGACAGACGAUUGGCCGAUCCACCCCUCUCAGAUUGAUGUACAGCUCACUGUGGGCGCCUGCUGGCAAGGUGGUGAGGUUACGAAGCCGCGGUUCACGCAGUACUUCCGGGGCAGUCUGUCAGGGCUGACCAUCAGGCCAGGGAAGAUAGAGAGCCAGAAAGUGAUCUCCUGUCUACAGGCCUGUAAGGAAGGACUGGACAUCAACUCACUGGAGAGCCUGGGCAAGGGCAUCAAGUUCCACUUCAACCCAGCCCAGUCGAUCCUGGUGAUGGAGGGAGAGGAUCUGGAGAACAUGAACGCCGCUCUGAGGAAGGUCUCCUACAUCAACUCCCGCCAGUUUCCCACACCGGGCAUCAGACACCUGCACAUCUCAACCUCAGUACAGUGUUUUGGGGAGGACACGUGUAUCUCCAUCCCAGACAUCGAUGCAGUGGUGAUGGUGCUGCAGCCCAGUGAACCCAGGAUCACCAUAGCUGGGGUGGACAGACUGACCAGGCCAGCAGCUGACCUCAGAGGAUCAGCAGGACUCACUCUGUUCCAGGACCUUCACAUCAUCAGUACUGUCACCAAGGGAGACACAGCCUCACACCAUACAGCGGGCAGGCCGGGGGUCCAGGAGGAGAUCCUUCAUAACCUGGACUACUGUGACAUCCUGGUGCUGGGGGAGGAGCUGAGGCCGGAGCAGGAGAGUCUCCAGCUGCAGCGUAGCACCCUGCUGGGGAAACACCUGGACGCCACCAACUCCACAUCCGGCAUGUCUAUAUACGGUGUGGACUCCAUGUCCAACUAUGAGCAGGUGAUCAGGCAGGUGCAUUACUACAACUGGCACCCCACCCAGACCCCAGACAGGAAGUUCCGUCUCACCUGCUCUGAGCUAAACGGACGCUACACCAGCAAUGAGUUCACCCUGGAGAUCAGUGUACUCCACAAAUCAGAGGCUGGGGAGCAUGUCAAUCAAAUGGUAGCCCCGUCCCAGUACAUGCAAGUCGUUCCUCAUCUGGCCAUGGUCCACAGUCUAUACCCCACACACGGUCCAGGAGUCCCCAGUGCUGCCACAGUGGUGAUAGUGAUCUGUAUCGCCGCCCUGGUGGUGGUGGUUGUGCUAGGCAUCUACCGUAUUCACCUGACACAUCAACAGGAGGGCAGGAGCUCAGACACAACCAAGGAGGGAGAGCUGGACUGGGACGACUCAGCGCUCAAAAUCACAGUCAAUCCUAUGGAGAGCUUCCAGGAGCCCCAGGAAGCUGAGGAAGAGGCCAGCGAGGAGGACGAGGAGGAGGAUGAUGAAGAGGAAGACGAUGACAUCACCAGCGCCGAGUCAAACGACAGCGAGGAGGAGGAUGUCGUCCCAGGAACUCUCAGUGUAAAACAUGGCAGCAAGAGGGGCCAGCUGGACUGGGACAACUCUACAUUAACCUACUGAAUACAAUCACACAUACACACUGACGUACACACAUACACACAAACACUAAUGUACAUACACACACGCUGAGGCCUCAACAUACACACUACCAUAAAAUCAAUUGUUUAAUCAUGAGAGACUACCUGAGAUUUCUCUUAAUUGAGUUAACAUCUCCCCCUACUGGUGAAAAUGGAAAUGGUGAUGAGAAUAGAAUGAGCACUAAAGUAAUACACGUGUCAAACACACAGCCCUAAACACACACACACACACACACACACACACACACACACACACACACACACACACACACACACACACACACACACACACACACACACACACACACACACACACACACACACACACACUCACAUACAAGCGAACAACGCCAGCUUGUACUCCAUUUAAAAAUACUCCUUUCCUGAAUGUCAAAUCAUCUGGUGAUAACUAAAGGCUACAAUGUGGUACUCCAAUGCUGUAAUACUAUCUUGUGGUCCUGAGUCAGUACCACAGACCUCAAGCCCUAGUCCACAAGCUCACAGUUUAUCUACUGUUUUAUACUGAGACUGUGAAGAAGAAAAAAUACUAAAUACUGCAUACAGCUGAAAUUGCUCGUCAAACAUCUGAUUUCCACUAUUUUUUCAGGGUCUAAAAUUGAAUCUGAAAAACUGUGGUCCUAUAGGUCGCCAUUAUCCUUUGUAAUGGUUUCUUUCCCAUAGGCACAUAGUGGUACAGUCCACUGUGCCAGAGUUAGUGUGAUAGUUAAGAUGGUACAGUCCAAUAUAGGGAAGCUCCUUCAAUCCUUACCAUGUUAUCUGUGUACAGUAUAUCAUACCUUCUGUCCAUGGCAUCAAAGGAAAAUUUAAGGCAAAAUAAGAAAAAAAUAUUAUUGCAUUGAUUUGCAGUAUUUUAAUACCUGAAAAAUAUUUUGGGGUUUCGUUGCAAUGGAAUAUAAUUUAUUUAGCACUGCUUAUUUAAUCUUGGAUGAGGUGUCCAGGUGAUUUUAAAGAGUUAUGCCGUCCCCCAAUGGCACUAAACAGUCUUGAUUUGUUUUUCGAUUGAUGUGCUGUUGGAGAUGUUGUACUUACCUGAGGCAUAGUCAUGCAGGUGCAACAUUACAGAAUGUUCAGAUAGAAAUGUGUUGCAUAGAACUGACACGUUUCUCUGUCAUGCAAAACAAUAACCAUGUCAGCUCUAUGCAUUUCAAUUCUAUCUUCAAUAUUGUGUAUAUACAUUGCUCACAACUGAAUAAGCACCCACGUGAAAGUUGGCUUUUUCUGUUCUGUUUCUUGGACACACUACGAGAGAGGAGGAACCUUGUAAAUGUGUAUAUGUUCCUCUUACCUGUAAAUACUAUCUAGAGUAGGUGACCCCGCCCUGAACCUAGCAAAGCCCCUCCCUCUUUUCUUCUGUAUGGAUGCACAUAACCCCGCCCAUGUCAAUUAAAUCUGUACAUAUUACACCAAACCCUGCCCCGCUCUCUGUGUUUGUAUCUCAAUGUUCAGUUCAUUCCGAAUUGCUAUGCUUUCUGUCUGCUAAGACAGGCAAGUUAAACCAACUUAAGCCCAACUUAAGCCCAACUUAAACUGGUUAAUGGGCAUGUAUAAGGUUGUCUAUCUUUCUGUAGUCAAUACCAGCAACCCCCCUUACCCCUAUCUUACACAGUCUGCCUAAUAUAAAAUGUUACUUUACCUGGCAUGAGGAGAAAUUGAAAGUUUAUAUUUUCUACAUUUGGGUAUUUGACUGUGUGACCCUGCUUGAUGUAAUCCUUUCCAGGGAUAGUCCUUCGGUUCUAUCUGGGAGAACCCUGUCUUGAAGAGCCCAUGUAUAGCUAGCUACAAGUUCAUGUAAAGUGUUCAACAGUUGUGUAGGGUUACACCUGUGCUUGUGACGUGAGACCUUGACCUCAACCUCCCCCAUGUUACUUUCAGCUCCUGAACCCCUCUCACACCUGUACCCCCUUGGAACUUUUGCUAGACUUUGCAUCAACCGUCCCCAAUGUUCUCCCAACGUUUGUCUUAGAGGUGGAAGGUGAAAAUAAAUAUGAACCUUGUAAAAUGGGUAAAACCUUUUUUAGUUUUUCUUGACGUUUUCUUUGGACUGUUUUCUUAGUUUCCUUUGGAUGGUCACUACAGCACUUUCUGUAAAUUGACCAAUAAAGACUUGUUUUAGAA
Molecule: messenger RNA, 6393 nt
Organism: Salvelinus fontinalis (brook trout)
Lineage: Eukaryota; Metazoa; Chordata; Actinopteri; Salmoniformes; Salmonidae
Product: calsyntenin-2-like
Exons: 17
Coding region: 1535-4240 (901 amino acids)
Biological process (GO): homophilic cell-cell adhesion; positive regulation of synaptic transmission; positive regulation of synapse assembly
Cellular component (GO): postsynaptic membrane; cell surface
Molecular function (GO): X11-like protein binding; amyloid-beta binding; calcium ion binding
Source: RefSeq, a predicted model, not a curated record